Molecule: messenger RNA, 3141 nt
Organism: Bicyclus anynana (squinting bush brown)
Lineage: Eukaryota; Metazoa; Arthropoda; Insecta; Lepidoptera; Nymphalidae
Product: gastrula zinc finger protein XlCGF57.1
Exons: 4
Coding region: 704-2227 (507 amino acids)
Source: RefSeq, a predicted model, not a curated record
UAAAUAUCAAUAAUAGUAUACUAUUUUUCCUUCUUCUACUUCUAUUUACAAAAAAACAAGGGGUGCGGUACGGUUUAAAUUGUGUGAAUAGAUUUAAGAGUCAGUAUAUGGUUAAUGUAUAUUUCUAAAUGUUUUUAAAUAUCAAUAAUAUGAACAAACUCUCAAAUACUUGGCGAAAUCACCUUACAGAAAAAUUAAAAUCCUAGUGUUCUGUGUUCGUAAAACACAAACUACACCAAGAUACAGUGCUGCGUGCCUUUCUGUGUAAAUACUUCAGAAGUAUGCAAUAGGUGCGACAAAUUCUUGCAAAUAACGUUUGUGAAUUAUGACCAUUUGUGCUCCUGAGUAAAUACUGUUCCCUGUUUGUGACUGUCUUUGUGUUAGGUUAGGUGAAGGGAGGACUAUUCAUUAUUUACAAACUAUUCAACUAAGUUGUGUUAUAUUUGUGAUAAGUCUUACUUACGGAGUUUCUGUGAUGAGUAUAUCUUUGAAGGCUUGAGAGACGAGAAAUUGUAACAAUACAUAGAUAAAUUCUUUGAUAAACAUCCUCUCCAUCGAAGCGUGACGAGGGGACCAAGUGAUCAGGGACAAUGCAUUGCUGCGUACCUUUCAAUGCAAAUACAUCAGACAGUGUGAAUUCACAGAAGUCUGGCCAGUGUGAAUGGCUUAGUUUUCACCGGUGAUAACACAACACAUUGAAACAAUGGAACAAACAAAUAAACACCUAAAACAGACAUCUGUAGUAAAGUCCCUGGGACCAAACCACUGCAACCCUCACCUAAUGGACAGGGGCAGCCACACAGAUAACAACAAAACCGAACACACGUUUAUUGAGAUAGACAUAAAGAGUGAGAUUGAAGAUGUGACGUCAGAGUGUGACAACAUAAACCAUGACGUCACAGAAUGUAAAAUCGAGCACAGUGUGACGGUUAAGAUCGAGCCUGAAGAGCCUCCUGCCUCAAAUGAAUGUGAUAAUAUGAAUAUGGUGCGACGGGAGCCGCUGAAGUAUGAGGUCUCAUUUGGUUGCACCAUUUGUUUGGAGGAAUUUGUUGACGAGCAUACUUACAAUGAGCAUAUGAUCACGCACCUUCAGAAACUGAAUAACGUCCCUCCUUCGUCCACAGGCUCUGCUCAGACUUUAGUCGCUUCACUGCCAGCGAGAAUUGCGACAAUCAAAAAAAAUAAACAGGCAACUGAAGCAGCUGUGACGCAGAAAAGCGAACAAACCCUUGAAACUAACAUUAGCGAACUGGACAACCUAUCAUCUCAGAGCACUACAGUGUGUACAGAUACGAGAAAAUUCACAAAUUGUGCAGUACCAUUGUAUAAUGUUGGAGCCCUCGCUAUUAAGAAGUCCUAUCCGUGCAAUAUGUGUAGUUAUAAUAGUACACGGAAGUAUCAUUUACUAAAUCAUAUGAAAACUCAUACUGGUGACAGACCUUACUGUUGUGAUAUAUGCAAUUAUAAAUUUUCUAGAAAAGACACUUUAUUGAAGCACAUACAGAGAACUCACACUGGUGUAAAGUUUUAUUCUUGUAAGAUAUGCAAUGAUAAGUUUGACAAAAAAAGAGAUUUACACAAUCACAAAAGUAUAGUGCACAAGAGGACCCACACUGUUGAAAAGCCUUACUCCUGUGACAUAUGCAAUCUUAAACUUGUAAAUAAACGUAAUUUAUUAAAUCACAAGAGGAUCCAUACUGGUGAAAAACCGUACUCUUGUGUGAUAUGCGAAUUUAAGUGUGCCGUCAGUAGUUCCUUAUCUAUCCACUUAAAAACUCACACUGGAGAAAAGCCUUACACUUGUGACAUAUGUAAUAAUAGAUUUACAAAAAAGAGUCAUAUACUUGAUCACAUGAGAACCCACACUGGUGAAAAGCCUUACCCUUGUGAUAUAUGCAAUUUUAAAUUCUCACAUAAAGGUAAUUUAUUAAUUCACAUGAGAUCCCACACUGGUGAAAAGCCUUAUUCUUGUAACAUGUGCAAUUAUAAAACUGCCAUUAGAUGUAAUUUAUCAAAGCAUGCGAGAACCCACACUGGUGUGAAGCCUCAUUCUUGUGAGAUAUGCAGUAAAACAUUUGCACGAAGAGGUCAUUUAUUAUAUCACAUGAGAACCCACACUGGUGAAAAACGUUAUUCUUGUGACGUGUGCGAAUAUAAAUGUAAAGCUAAAAGUACUUUAUUAAAUCACGCAAAAAUCCACACCGGUAAAGAAUCAAAACGUUUUUGAAACUCAGGUGAAUUACUUUGAGACGCCAAAAUACACAACAACGAACAAUGUUUUGUGACCAGUGUGUGUGACCAGUACCAGUGUGACCAGUAGUUCUGGUAUCUGCCAGGGAUACACUAAAAAAAAACUGGUUGUCUGUAAAGUCUGAUUACUGACGAUAGUUGAAUGUGACAACGUCAUAAGAAAAUACUGAUGGAAUGGUUUCAUUUUUUAAAAGAAAGAAGGUUCUCAAUUCGAUUUUUUAUGUUUGUUGCCGCAUAACUUCGUAAUUUCCUAACCAAUUUUAAAAAUUAUCUUUUUGUUUGAAAGAGUAUGCUUCCAGAUUGGUUCCAUUUAAUUUUCAUGAAAAUUAAAUGCUAGGACAAACUAAAAACUGAAAAAUAAAAAAAAAAAUAUAUUUUUAACCAAAAAAUUUAACAGACUUCAAAAUUACAAAAAUAAACUAAAAAGCGAAUAAUAACAUCGCAUGUGCUACCUUCUGAUCACUUUGAAGGCGGUACCAACACAGUGAUGCAUUAACUAAAGCCGAUAAAAUCAUAAACUUUUACGAUUAAAAGACAGUUCUUGCCCGUGGUUCUUUCAGAAGCGGCUUUUAUUAAUACAUCACUGGCUGAACACCGCCUUCAAAGUGAUCAGAAGGUAGCACAUGCGAUGUUAUUUUUCGCUUUUUAGUUUAUUUUUGAGAUUUUGAAGUCGGUUCAAUUUAUUUUAUCUAAAAUACUGUUUAAUAAUCUUCAUAGACCAGAACAUACUUUAUUUCUUGUAAUAAAAAUUGGCUACCCUAGAGCGAGAGAACGAUGCGUGACGUAAUUUUUUUCGAGUGUGCAGCCGGCUCCAUCGAAUUAUAAGACGUUGUCUCGUCAAAACCAGGAAUACGUAAGGUUGCCUGGAAGAAAUCGCUAUGUAGCGAUAAG